UGAUUGUGCAACACAAUGAACUAUUUAACUAACAAACUGGAUGAGGAAUUGAAUAAUAACCUGAACAAGGAUGGAGCAAUUCUGUGGGAGAGAAUCGUUUUGGAACACAAGUUUGACGUGGGGUGAUGACAGAAGUUACCCGGGAUUCACAGAAUGUUUUCAAAAUACAGUGUUGCUAUGGAUACCCAGCGGAUGGUUAUGGCUGACCAUGCCGUUCUACAUACCUUACCUGCGGUCACAGUCAAAUGCUAUCCUGCCAAAAUCAUGGAAGUACCUGUCAAAAAUGUUUAUAGCCCUUUCACAGCUAGCUAUUUUAGUGUUGAAACUGUCAUAUAGAGCAGUGGAUUUAAAUCAGAGGAACGAGACGUGUUUACAGGCCUUCUUUGUCGGUCCGCUUGUCGAAGCAUUGACAUUAAUUCUGGUUGCUUAUUAUAUAGAUCUGGACAGAUGGAAAGGACAGAUAACGUCGGGUGUACUUUUUACAUAUUGGGUAUUAGUGAACACCACAUCCAUCAUUCCAUUCUACAUUAAAAUCAUUGAACAGGUAUAUAUAUACAGACCAUUGGACUUCGCUCUGUUGAUUGUAUACUUUUUCUUGUGCUUGGUCCAGCUUGUAUUGAGUUGUAUUGCCGAAACAUUACCUACAUCGGAGGGUAAGAGACCUUGUCCAGAGCUUAGAUCUUCAUUCCUAUCAAGAAUAACCUUCCAAUGGAUACAGCCGUUGGUUGUGACUGGUUACAAAAAGCCGUUGACAGAAGAUGACAUGUUUCGCUUGAAUCCUUUGGACCAGUCUGCCGAGGUUGUUAAGAAAUUUGAAUACUACUGGAAACAAGAAGAAAUCAAGCAAAAUGAGAAAGUAUCAGGGAAUACUCCAACGAAAAGUGUCAAUGGUUUUGGGGGAUCUCUACAGGAAGCAAGCAAGCUGCUGGAAGCAGCACCUCACUUUGAUAAUACUAGUGAUGCAAAAAGUAGAAUCUCAUUACUUGCGGUGUUGUUUAAGACAUUCGGUUGGGAUCUGUUUCUCAGCAAUAUAUGGAUGCUGGUUAAUGACAUACUCAUAUUUGUCAAUCCAUUUCUUUUACAGUUGUUGAUAGAAUUCACCGGGGAUAGCCAGAAACCAAUGUGGAAAGGUUUUAUUUAUAGUGGAGCUUUCUUUGUUGUUAUAACAGGGCAAUCGUUUUGUUUCCAUGUACAAGCGCACCAAGCCAGGACUGUUGGUAUCAGGAUGAGAUCAGCUUUGAUGUCUGCAGUCUUCCAAAAGUCAUUACGAAUAAGCAAUCGUGCUAGAGCAGAAUCAACUACUGGUGAAAUUGUGAACCUUAUGUCUGUUGACGCUGAACAGAUACAAGAAAUGACUGCAUAUUUAUGGGAAACAUGGUCAGUGCCGCUACAGAUUGUUGCCUUCGCAGUUUUCCUAUACUUCACUGUCGGUUAUGCUAUGUUUGCCGGUCUUGGUGUGUUAAUUCUGGUAAUGCCAAUUAACAUAGUUUCCUUAAAGAAAAUUAAGCAAUAUGAAGCCAACAUAAUGGAGAGAAAGGAUGACAGAAUCAAACUGACAACAGAAAUUCUAAAUGGCAUAAAGAUACUAAAAUUAUACGCUUGGGAAAUGGCAUUUGGAGAAAAGGUGACAGAAAUAAGGGACUGCGAACUUUCAAUGUUACUGAAGAGGGAACAGCUCUUUGGUGUAACACUGUUCUCUUGGACGGUUGCACCGUUUACUAAUCUCACGGUUGUCAUCAUUGAUGAAAUUUCUAUGAUUGGAAAUAAAAAGUUGGCCUUUAUUCACCAAAGACUCACAGAAUUAACAGGCAAAAAGCAAGAUUUUGGUGGAAUAAGCAUCAUAGCUGUUGGUGUUCUCUAUCAAUUUUCAUCAGUAGGAGAGUCCUGGAUUUUUGAAGAACUGCGAAUUUCUCUAGCAAAGAACCUGUGGAAGGAACAUUUUCAAAUGUAUGAAUUAGAAGAAAUCAUGAGACAGAAGGAUGAUUUAGAGUUUUCAGAACUGCUCAACAGGUUGAGAAUCAAUAAGCUAACUAAGAGUGACCUUGCAGUCUUGAAGUCACGCAUUACUGAUACAAACUCGUUAAACGAUCCAAACAAGGCAUUACAUUUAUUUACAGAAAACAAGAGAGUUGAUGCUUUCAACACCUUACUCAUUGAAAAGCUGGAUUCAGUCAAAGCAGAUAUCAAGGCAGAUACUUCUGUUAUUUCACCUGCAAAUAUCUCCCAAGAUUCUAAAGCAAACCUUAUUAAAGAAAAGGAUAAAAAAGAAAAGAAACACAAUGACACAGGAAAUCUUCCAACUAUAUUGGAAGCAGCUGUUGGGAUGACAUGUGAUUUACCAAUAAACGUGUCUGUUGAAGAUGGAUUGACCAAUGGUGCAACUGGAGUAUUGAAUUACAUUAAAUACAAGGAAACUUCAAAUGCUAGACCAGCUAUCCUUUGGAUUUAUUUUUCUGAUGAACAAAUUGGCAAGAAGAGAAGGAAAACAUAUGAACGUGUACAGUUUCCACUCGUACCAUCAGCAGCAAAAACUGUCCAUAAAGCGCAAGGUGCAACUGUAGAUGAACUUGUUGUAGACCUUAGUUCAAGUUUCGGAGCACCACAUAUUCAUUACGUGGCAUUAUCAAGAGUUCGCAAGUUAGAGAAUCUGCACAUUCUCAACUUGAAUGAGAAGGCACUGAAGGUUGACCGGAAAGUAAACACUGAAAUGGAAAGACUGCGUGAAACCCCAAUGAAACUUUGCUACCGACCUCUAUAUGAUAUUGACGACUCCUAUGUGGAGAUUCUUUUCCAUAAUACCAGGUCGUUACACAAACACAUGGAGGAUGUAAGACAAGAGCCAAAUAUACGUAAUGCUGACGUUAUUGGCUUGUGUGAAUCACGUUUAUUUCCAUCAGAAAGUUCAGACAAUUAUGGUUUACCAGGAUUUACAUUGUACAGAGCUGAUCAACAGGGUUCCUCAGGAAAAAGACCAAGCUAUGGUGUAGCAGUGUUUGUACAGAAUAGCGCUAUUAUUGGUAUAGUUGGUCGCACUGGUGCUGGAAAAUCCUCUCUCACAUUAUCUUUGUUCAGACUUAUAGAGCCCUCUAGCGGCAGAAUACUUGUAGAUGGCCAGGACAUCGGGCAUCUUGGAUUGUUUGACUUGAGAUCGAGACUAACAAUUUUACCUCAGGAACCGCUUUUGUUCUCUGGAAGUUUGCGUAUGAAUCUUGACCCCCUAGGUGAUCAUGAUGACUCAGCAAUUUGGACUGCUUUAGAACAUUCGCAUCUGAAAUCAUUUGUUGGAGAUUUACCUUCAAAAUUAGAAUAUGAAGUGGGAGAGGGAGGUCAAAAUUUGAGCAUGGGUCAGCGACAGUUGAUGUGUUUGGCCAGAAGUUUACUAAGGAAGAGCAAAAUUCUUGUUUUGGACGAGGCAACUGCUGCAGUUGAUUUAGAAACAGAUGCUCUCAUUCAGAACACAAUAAAUACAGAGUUUAGAGACUACACUGUACUGACAAUAGCUCAUAGACUGAACACAGUAAUGGAUUAUGAUAGAAUACUUGUGCUGAGAGACGGAGAAGUGCAUGAAUUUGACGCACCAAAAUCGUUGUUACAGAAUUCAUCUUCCGCUUUUUAUGCAAUGGCAAAAGAUGCAGGUCUAAUUUGAACAUUGGCUGAAUAAAGUUAAAAAAGAAACUGUUAGCAAUACAGUUACAAUAUUUGUACAUUGAAAGUAAUGCAGAUUAAAAUAUAGUUUACAAAUAAGGAACAUUCUAUAUAUCUUUUAGGGGACAGGUACUGGAACAAUUUAUGACGUCAUAAAGAAAAGUACUUUUUAGGGGGGAGGGGGUGUAGAGUCACGGUCUUAUGCCUCUCCGGGCAUUGUUUCACGUAUCUUUAAAUAGAUUCACUGACCUUCCGAAAGCCAGCUGGAUGGCUUCCUCAACUGAGUAAUUCUACAAACUAAGCGAGGUUUCGAACCCACAUUGCACUAUCGUGGUGUAAUGUAACAUUAUAGUUUUCGAGCACCACAUUGUUUCCAAGACCUUGGUAUAGUUUAUUCCUUUUUUGUAUUUCAUAACCAAUGACCUCGAGUGUAGCUGUUUAAGCGUACCCAGUGGCGGUCUUUUACUAAAAUCAAAAUGAAGUGAAAAUGAUGCAAAGUCAUCUUCAGUAAUCAGUGAGACUUGAAUUAAGACCUUAAAGGUUUAUUAAAAGUUAUUUACUAGA
This is a messenger RNA of Mercenaria mercenaria, 4209 nucleotides long. RefSeq names its product multidrug resistance-associated protein 1-like. The coding region runs from base 71 to 3646 and encodes 1191 amino acids. Gene Ontology annotation, cellular component: membrane. The record is from RefSeq and is a predicted model, not a curated record. The transcript is spliced from 17 exons. Gene Ontology annotation, molecular function: ATP hydrolysis activity; ATP binding; ABC-type transporter activity. NCBI's taxonomy places the organism in Eukaryota, Metazoa, Mollusca, Bivalvia, Venerida, Veneridae. Gene Ontology annotation, biological process: transmembrane transport.